AUGGCCAAGGACUUCCAAGACGUGCACUUGAGGGGCAAUUGGGUCAUCCAAGACAUUGGAUGGCACCUGAGAGACACUUUGGACAUGACCAGUCUGCCACUUCCAGGACAUGCCAUGGUUGAGGUCACUUUUGCCAUUCAAGGAAAUUGUGACAAGUUCUUGGCCACUCUGCAAGGACCUCUGAUUGCUGCCCUCAUGCUCAUGCUGGCCUCACUGUGGAUGCCUCCUGCACUCACACUCGCUGUGGCCGUCUUCAACACAGCCGUCAUCUUGGGCCUGUUCACUUACUAC
This is a messenger RNA of Notodromas monacha, 291 nucleotides long. Lineage: Eukaryota; Metazoa; Arthropoda; Ostracoda; Podocopida; Cyprididae. The record is from the annotation of a GenBank genome assembly.